UUUUUGUAUUUUCUAAAAACAUUUUGAGAAUUUCCUGUCACAUUUCAAGAAACAGAUACCGCAGCUCCAUGGCAGCAGAAUCACGAAAUUCAGCUCAGGGGUUUUUCGCUAAGCAUGAUCUUUACAAUGGAAUGACAGUUGAUACAAGAGAUCUAUCUCUAUCUGACAGUGACUUUGAAAGCAAGUUGACUAAAUCAUUAUCUGAUUGGAUUGAAAAAGGAGUCAGAGGAAUUUGGUUCAAAGUCAACAUUUCAAACUCUUCUUAUAUCCCUAUUUUAGUCAAGCAUGAAUUCUUGUUUCAUCAUGCUAAAACUUCCUAUGUUAUGCUGACCAGAUGGUUGCCCAAGGAUGAGCCAAAUCUACUUCCACAAUACCCUCAUACACAUAUUGGUGUUGGGGGCAUGGUCAUAAAUGAUCAAAACCAAGUUUUGACGAUCCAAGAAAAAUAUCAUGCCACACCUCAUUGGAAAUUACCAGGAGGGUAUGGAGAUCCAGGAGAAGACUUGGCAGAUACUGCCAAAAGAGAAGUCUUUGAAGAAACUGGUAUUGAAACAGAUUUUAUUUCAGUAGUUGCUUUUAGGCACCACCACCAGCACCUUUUUAACUGCAGUGACAUUUAUGCAGUGUGUCAUUUAAAGCCCCUCACCUCAGAGAUUAAGAAAAGUAGUGAAGAAAUUGCACUUUGUGAAUGGAUGGAUAUUAGUGCUUAUCUGAAUCAUCCACAAGUGACUGAGUUUAAUAAAUUUAUUAUGAAUUCAUUUUUGGAGAGUAGAAACCUAAAGGCUGCCAUUAAAGCAUCACCAGUCUUAUCAUAUAAAAAAGAUUGCUACAACAAAGUUUAUCAUGUCCAGAGUACUGAAGAUGACAGUUGAUGGAACAUUUGUUUAUUGGCAUAAAAUUUGGUGAUUAAACCUUUUCAAGUGCAAUGUAAUCCUACUUAAUUAUGAAAUGUCACAAAUAUGGUCUUAUAAUUGUUAAUAAUUAUUUUAG
Molecule: messenger RNA, 990 nt
Organism: Uloborus diversus
Lineage: Eukaryota; Metazoa; Arthropoda; Arachnida; Araneae; Uloboridae
Exons: 8
Coding region: 69-872 (267 amino acids)
Molecular function (GO): NAD binding; ADP-ribose diphosphatase activity; NADH pyrophosphatase activity
Source: RefSeq, a predicted model, not a curated record